AUGGCCGGCGGAGUUACCGUGCGCGACGUCGAUGCGCAGAAGUUCAUCACUGCCUAUGCUGCUUUCCUGAAGCGCCAGGGCAAGCUGCCCAUCCCUGGUUGGGUUGACACCGUCAAGACUGGUGUCGCCAAGGAGCUCCCUCCCCAGGACAUUGACUGGUUCUACGUCCGCGCCGCCUCCAUCGCCCGCCACGUCUACCUCCGCAAGACCGUCGGUGUCGGCCGCCUCCGCAAGGUCCACGGCACUGCCAUCAACCGUGGCUCGCGCCCCUCCAAGCACGUCGACGCCUCCGGCUCCGUCGACCGCAAGGUCAUGCAGUCCCUCGAGAAGAUUGGUGUUCUCGAGCAGGACGAGGAGAAGGGUGGCCGACGCAUCACUCAGGCCGGCCAGCGUGAUUUGGACCGAAUUGCCCAGACCACCGCUGAGGCCGAGGAGGAGGAUGAGGAUGACGAGUAA
Messenger RNA from Fusarium falciforme, 456 nucleotides. RefSeq lists its product as hypothetical. The record is from RefSeq and is a predicted model, not a curated record. The transcript is spliced from 3 exons. Gene Ontology annotation, molecular function: structural constituent of ribosome; RNA binding. Lineage: Eukaryota; Fungi; Ascomycota; Sordariomycetes; Hypocreales; Nectriaceae. Bases 1 to 456 code for a protein of 151 amino acids. Gene Ontology annotation, biological process: translation; ribosomal small subunit assembly. Gene Ontology annotation, cellular component: ribosome; cytosolic small ribosomal subunit.